UGGGCUGUAGCUGUAGCUGUAGCUGGACGCAUGUACAUCAAGCCGCAAGCCAUUGGGGGGAGCUUGGUAGCUCUGUCGAUCCACGUCGCGGCGCAUCCCAGCUCCAUUUGGUACUCGCUACAGGCCGUAAGUUGGGCUACAGGCUACACUCGCUGUAAGUCAGGUGUCUCGCAUCUGUCCAUUUAUGCGUCGUCUCGCGUUCCGCCGUGGGGCUGCUUGCCGCCCUCUCCUGUGUGAUGCAAGGUAGGUAGCAAGCAACAGCUCCUUUAUUAGCAGCACUUCCCCCACCUACGUAGCUGCUUGUCUACAGCAACCAUAUCAACAACACCACUUCAACUUCAUCUUCGUUUUCAUUCCCCAGAAACUCCGCCAUCAUGGAUUUCCUCAACCGCGCCAAGGACCUCCUCGACGACGACAAGGACCGCAAGGAAGAUCAGCAGUACCCCGCCCCGGGCUCGAACAAGCCCGCGGGUGGCAUCGCUAGCUUCCUCGGAAGCCUCGACUUCGACGAUGCCAAGGAGGAGGCUAGCAAGAACGCUGGCUCGUCGGGUGACAAGGACUUUUUCGGCAACAUCCUUCACGCCGUCAGCCAGAAGAAGCUCUCUCACGAUGAUGUCGACGAGGAUGACGCCAUCAACAAGCACAAGAAGACGUACGAUGACGACGAUGACGACGCCGAUGAGAACAGCCUAGGCACCGCCGCUGCUCUGCAGGCCCUAAAGCUCUUCAACAAGGGUGAAGCCAGCAGCAACAACAGCCAGAGUGCCUACCUUGGUCUUGCCAUGUCAGAGGCCAGCAAGCUCUUCGACGACAAAGCCUCCAAGGACAAGGUGUCAUCCGGCACAAGCAAGGACGCUGUCGUCCAAAAGGCCACCGAGGUCGCCAUGAAGAUGUACCUGAAGAGCCAGGGCGAGCAGCAGGGUGGCCUGGUGGGCUUGGCCUCCAAAUUCAUGAAGUAAACGAUGGCACGGGGAGCAUGAUGAAUCAAGACUCAAAGAAUGACGACGAAGCUUGAAUCCCGUCAUUGACUAUAGGUAAAACGGGAUCUUUAUUUCGCAAA
Ilyonectria robusta is the source of this 1060-nucleotide messenger RNA. RefSeq lists its product as uncharacterized. The record is from RefSeq and is a predicted model, not a curated record. The transcript has 5 exons. NCBI's taxonomy places the organism in Eukaryota, Fungi, Ascomycota, Sordariomycetes, Hypocreales, Nectriaceae. Bases 375 to 959 code for a protein of 194 amino acids.